UUCUUCUGAAUAUUACACACUGUAGCUUUAAAUACGAUUCCCACCAGGUCUGCUCCUCCUGUUUACUACAGUUCCCAGAGUUCCGCGCGGUCAAGGCCACGCCCCCCGGUAGCACUUAAUGGCAGCGGUGGACUUUCCCCGGACUGUUUAUGAUACUUCUCCUGGAGGAGGAGGAGGAGGAGGAGGUGUCGUCCGCUGACAGACAGACAGAUUCCCCGAACUGCAGGACCCGAUCAUGGGGAGCACGUUGGUCCGAUGCGCCGCGACGGACCUGGGCAUCCAGUGGGCCGGCUGGGCUCUGGCCGCCGCCUUCAGAACCGAGAAGUUCUACGACUUGGCAGGAUCAGGGACUUUUAUACUACUUGCCCACCUGAGUCGCAUCUGGGGAGGAGCCAGUCACGUCCGGCAGAAGGUGCAGACCGGGUUGGUGACAGCCUGGGGACUCAGGCUGGGGACAUUCCUCUUCAUGCGGAUCUUGAAGGACGGUCACGAUCGCAGAUUCAACCAUGUCCGCGACAGCCCCGGGACUUUCUUUGUAUACUGGACUGUUCAAGCUCUGUGGGUGUUCAUGACCCUCCUGCCCACACUCAUGCUGAACAGCGAGAAGCGAGAUGUUCCCCUGGGAGCAAGGGACUACAUCGGCUGGACUAUUUGGGGCCUCGGCUUUGCCACGGAGGCGAUUGCCGACCAGCAGAAAUGGCUUUUUAAGCGCGACCCGGACAACGCCGGGAAGUUCAUCCAGAGUGGACUCUGGGCCCACAGCCGGCAUCCCAACUACCUCGGAGAGAUCCUGCAGUGGUCGGGCCUGUGGCUCUCGGCCUCGUCGACGAUGCAGGGCCCGCAGUACCUGAGCGCGGCGUCGCCGCUCUUCGUCUGGUUCCUGCUGCGUCACGUCAGCGGCAUCCCCAUCCUGGAGAAGCAGGCCAUGAAGAAGUGGGGCUCCGACGCUGCCUUUCUGAAAUACGUCAGAACAACGCCUCUCCUCUGGCCGUGGCCCAAAUUUUGAUCUCGACUGUUCCCUUAAAGCCAAAGUGAACACACUCCAGUCAUUACAUUCCCUCAAGGAAAUGUUUUGAAUCAAGUGUGUAGUUGUCAUUUACUUUUGCUGUCACUUGUGUUAUUCUUUGAGAUAAAUUUUCCAUAAUAGACUUCUGUGGAGUGACUUUAUUAAAAUCUGCAUUUGUCACCAAGA
Messenger RNA from Scophthalmus maximus (turbot), 1192 nucleotides. RefSeq lists its product as uncharacterized. Gene Ontology annotation, cellular component: membrane. Gene Ontology annotation, molecular function: oxidoreductase activity, acting on the CH-CH group of donors. The coding region runs from base 236 to 1006 and encodes 256 amino acids. Gene Ontology annotation, biological process: lipid metabolic process. The transcript has 5 exons. The record is from RefSeq and is a predicted model, not a curated record. NCBI's taxonomy places the organism in Eukaryota, Metazoa, Chordata, Actinopteri, Pleuronectiformes, Scophthalmidae.